Chlamydomonas reinhardtii is the source of this 3413-nucleotide messenger RNA. RefSeq lists its product as uncharacterized. Lineage: Eukaryota; Viridiplantae; Chlorophyta; Chlorophyceae; Chlamydomonadales; Chlamydomonadaceae. The record is from RefSeq and is a predicted model, not a curated record. The transcript has 3 exons. The coding region runs from base 282 to 1814 and encodes 510 amino acids.
GAUCAUGGUUAUUAGAAGUGUAUGUGCAGCUCGUUUGUGUUUGUGUUCGUUCAGGCAGCUGCCGUGGCGGGCGCGGCUUUCCCCGCGGCUUUCAUGGGUUGGCCCGGGGCAACCCAGACAGAGAUACCACGCUACACAAACCUUUUGCUUGUAGACGCCACAUAGCGCGUGCACGAUGGCAGGCUAGGUCGCUGUUGACGAUUCACGCAUUCAGUGAGUGGGCAAGCCCCGGCGAAGCGAGGCCGAAAGGAAACGAAGCAACUGCGACAAACGAAACAGAGAUGAGCCAGCGGCAAGCGGGCGCGGGAGGCCCGCCGAAUCAGGGGCGCACUGGCGAGGGGGCGGGCCCGGCGACGGGGCCCGCGCAGCAGACCAGCGCCGGCACCGGGGGCAGGGCAGCAUGGGCCCAGGGGGAGGAGGUGCAGAGCGACGGGAAGUGGCCACGGCUGUGCCUGGAGCUGACCGGUGGGGCGGGGGCUGGCGCGGCGCUGCGGGCCCCGGGUCAGGGGCUGCGCGGCGCGACCCUGCUGGGCUCAGCGGACCGCUCGGGCGGAGGCCCGCCUCUGCCGCUGAACAAGGUGCUUGGGCGGGGCCGCCAGCUGGAGAUGCCACUGCUCAAGCCCGCAUCCAGGGCGCUGGACGGGCGGCAGCGGGUGCGCGCCGUGGCGGCGCUGCCGGACGGAGGCGGCCACAUGCGCUGGCUGCAGCUGGAGGGCGAGCUGCACAGGAUGGGGGCGCGCAGCGCAGAGGCGGCGGAGGCCAAGGUGUGGCGGGUGCAGGUCAGCCCCGACAGCGCUACGCAGCUGGACACAGCGCUGGAGGGGCGGUGGCCGGGCUGGAGGGAAAUGAGCCCGGUGCUGACCACCGUGCAGCAGGACGUGUUCGCGCCAGCCGACGGCGACGCGGGGGUGGGGGCCACGCUGGUGAUCGUGUUCGGCCCAUUCAAGGGGCUCGGGUACCAGAGGGUGGACCUGCAGGCGGCCGGGCUGCAGUGGCUGUCAGCGGCUGCGGUGGGGGCUGCGGCAAGUCCGAGUUCGCACAUGCGGCACCCGUCGAAUGGGUGCACACCGGUGGUGGGCCGCAGCGCCCUGGAGCUGAUGCCGCUUGCCGAAGGAAACCAGACGGCGUCUCCGACACAAGGCCCCGGUCCCGGCACACCCGGCACACCCGGCACCAACGGCGGCAGCGGCACAGCGGAGACGGCAUUGCAGCCCACCGGGCAGCGGGCGGGCAGGCCGCGAGCUCCACCUCCGCCGGCGGGGCAGGGAUAUAGCCGGAUCCCGUGCCUGGCUCGGAAGCGCCUGGCCGCGGCGGCGCCGGCGGGGGGCCAGGCGGCGGCGCAGGCUCAGGGCCCCGGCACAUCCGGCCUUCAAGGCGGCGGCGAGACGGCGCAGCCUCAGGCGCAGCUGCUGGAGGGGCCGACGAGAACCGCGGCGCGGGCGGCGGUGCGAGACCUCAUGGCGGCGGAGGAGCUCACCCUGACGGCGGCGAAGUGCGGCAAGCUUGCCGUCUGCAAUGUUCUGGAUGCCAUGCUCGCGCUGCUGGAGGCCAGGGAGGCGGCGCUGCAGCGGGAGAAGCCUGCGCUGGGUCUGGGGGUGGGCGCGGGGGCGGGGGCGAGCGGCAGUGCAGCGGGACCGGGCGCGCCGGCGGACCAGGACCUCCGCAGGCUGCGGGUGGGCGCGGCGCUGAAGGCCGACGCAGAGCUGGCGCAGCGGGUGGCGGCGGACCCGCUGGUGCGGGAGCGGGAGGAGGCCCUGCGCCAGGCCACACAUCAGAUGGGGAUAGCGCUGAAGGAUAGCGCCGCCAUGGUGUGAGGCACGCAAGCAAGUUGGCGGAGGUGGUGGCGAUUUGGGGCAUGCUUGGCACGCGAGGACUCGCUCUCACAUGCGCACUCUGCGCACUCUGCGCAUUUUGCGCACUCACGCGAGGAGCUAUUGCGUUGGUGCAUGCGUAGCAAGGGGAAUAGCUAGUUUGUACGUGUGUGCCGCCGAGCUGGAGAGCCGCUGAUGGAAUGAGGGCAGAACUGCCACCGCGCGUUAGCGCCGGCACUGUCCACUGUUGUUAUCGCUGUGUGCAUGCUGUGCCCACUAAUAACAUUGUCUGGAUCCAGGCGCGUGUGAGAGGGAUAGAAGGGUGGGGGCAGGGAAGGGGCGGGGACUUUUAGCGGGGGUUAGCCGCGGGGGGACCUGCCCUCGGCGAAACCGGAUGGUGCCCGACAGCACACGCCGCUGGCUAUAACUCCUCACCAGCUCCUGUGCUUCGAAGCUCGGUACUGACUCUCACACUGUACAAGACACACCAUUACGAUACCAACGCCGCCCCACAGCAGUCAGGCUUCGCGUCGGUCCACUGAAAGAAUGUGACGUUCGGAGACGCGGCGCAACCGGUGGCAAUUGCUCGUAUUUAGCUAUUUCAACAGAUAGCUAUUUCAAAGACGAGUCCAUAGGCCAUGAAGCGAGCGGCGAGCCAGCGCGAGGACCUGCCAGCGGCGAGCAGCGAGGAGCGGGGGGAGACGAAAGAGGAGGUCCGCAACCCCUAAACACACGGUGUGAGACGGUUAAUACACGAUACAUACAGGGGGCGCGUGCCGCGCCCCCUCCACAGUACGACAGCCAAUGCGAAGUGUGGUUUGCAGCUGUGUGCAGCAGCAAAAAAGUGCUGGCCUCAGCGGAUCUUAGCUCGGUGGAGGCUCGAUUUGAAGGGGGGUACGUAUGCUAAUUUAAUGCAUUACUUGGGCCUAGAUGCGGCGCGUGCAACCACAACGCACCCCCCCACACACCCCUUUUUGUUCGUUGGCAGUUGAUACGCAGUACGAAGGCAGGUGUAUGGUGGUGCGUUGUGGUUGUCAUAGAGGUACGGGUACUAAGUCAUUCCGCAACCCCGCGCCCCAAAGGAUAAGGCGCCUUAUCCUUUUAUAAUACGGUAACAAGCCAUAAAAGGAUGCGGGCUUCGCCCGCAUCUAGGCACAACGGUACCCCGGCCAGGCUCUUUUGGAAGCACCAAUGCGCGGGCGCAGCCCGUCGCAUGAAUUAUUACAGUCGUUUUCUGUGUGAAGUUGAGGGUGUACGGCGCGGCCUUUACCCGGUGCGUGCCUAGGGUAGUAGAGGUACGCGCGCUGGUUUUGCCUGUUCCUAUAAGAAGGACGCACACAGAGAUAGAUAAUCCAUGGUACCAUCUAAUAGCAACGGGGAGAUAUGGUAUUAGUAUAGAGUACGUAGACUAAUGUCAUAGAGGUACGUAGACUAAUAAUAUGGGUAAUGGUACUUGAUACCGUAUGUAAGAUGUGUGUGAAGUUGAUGGAGUAAGAAAGGUAUAGUAAUGGGGUAGUGAGUAGGUGUAUAGGUGUAUGGAAUGGUAUGUUAUAGGGAUAGAUGGUUGUGUGUGGAGGUGUAUCGGUUAGGUCCCAGGCGUCC